UCGGGCUGCGGAAGCCAGGAGGAUGAAACUGACUCAUUGACAAAGGAGCGCUUCAUCUCAGUUUUCUGCGUUCAGGGCGUCUGCUGCAGCUGUUGCCUCCGUUAGCGGCGUAGACAUGAGGAGCCCUCUUGCCGGCGGUGUUACCGUGACAUUGUGGCUGUUAGUCGAGUUUGUUGAAGCCAAGAAGUUUUGCUGGUAUUUUGAGGAACGAUAUCCUGCAUAUUUUGUAUGUCGCUCCUAUGAGGACUGCUGUGGAACUCGCUGCUGUGUCAGAGCCUUGUCCAUUCAGAGAUUAUGGUAUUUCUGGAUCUUGCUCAUGACGGGGGUGUUAUUCUGCUGCGGUGCUGGCUUCUUCAUCCGCAGAAGGAUGUAUCCUUCUCCUCUGAGAGAUGAGCCAACCUUCAAUGUGUCCUUCACCAGGCAACCUGUCACCUCUCCAGUUUCCCAGCAGCCAGGCAGCACACAGAGCUUUGGGGUGAACGGGAUGGCUGGAGGUGACCCUUGGAUGACAUUGACCAAGGCUGCGUAUCGUUCACAUCCGGGCUCCACCCAGAUGAUGAUGUGGUCCUACUCGCCACCUCCAUCCUACUGCAACCACCCACCACCACCUUAUGAAAAAAAUCCUCCAAAAUGACAACAAGAAGUAGUGUCUUCAAAGAGCUAACCAGGUGGAAUGUGAGAAGGGAAGAAGGGUGAUGGAGACAAAGUGCAGCUAAAGCUGAGGAGAACAAGUCUGCUGUUUGCAGGUUGAUGCUAACUGUGUGUGAAGAGUUAAUAACACAGGUCUGUCGUUGAAAAUAAGCACAAAAAUAGACCCACUCACUCUGGUUCUGUUCUAGUUCACGUUAACACACAACCUGACUGGAACUCAUCUCACUGCGUCUGGGCAGAGAAAGUAAUGGAAAGUUACUAUGGAUUAAAAUGUUGUAGAAACUGG
Molecule: messenger RNA, 937 nt
Organism: Gambusia affinis (western mosquitofish)
Lineage: Eukaryota; Metazoa; Chordata; Actinopteri; Cyprinodontiformes; Poeciliidae
Gene: vopp1b
Product: VOPP1 WW domain binding protein
Exons: 5
Coding region: 116-634 (172 amino acids)
Cellular component (GO): cytoplasmic vesicle membrane
Source: RefSeq, a predicted model, not a curated record